AUGUCUGACAGCCGACUUUUGGAUUGGACAGACGGCAGGGAUACCGAUUUUGACGCAUUAAUAUUCGGCCCAAACCACCAAUCCAUCGCUCAUUCUCCACAGCCAUACCCAUAUGACUACGACGCGGCAGAUCAAGCUUUGCCUUGUCCACUUUCAGGACUUUCAGAACAUAAAUAUCAUGGAGUGCCGUUCGCAAACCAGCUGGGAGGGACUGAACGAGAUCUAUAUUCAUUUAACGCUAGACACCGAUACUACCCAAUCACAUCGAAUCCGGUACUCGACACUGCUUCUAGCAUGUCAACCGUCGACAGUAAAACGCCGCCGUCGAGUGUGCUCUCCGUGGAGCUCAUACCUAAGGAGCCAAGGAAAACGGGCACGGAGCCGAAAACGAAGCCAAUAACGAAGAAACAGAACCCGCGUUUCGAAAAGCCAGCCCGGGCCGUGCCUAGGACCAGAGGACAGUCCGCCUGCAAGGCAAAUAACAAUCAAACCAAAGAACCGAAGGAGACGACAACAAAGAAUCGGCGCGAAGGAGCAGUCGAACGAAACCGAGUCACCGCUUCCAAUUGUCGAAAACGCAAGAAGCAGUGGACUGAAAACCUAGAGGAGAAGAAAUCUGGGCUGGAAGCUAUCCAUGGUGAUCUCCAGGCAGAAUACAUGAACCUUCUUCAAGAGUCGUCUCAGCUGAAAAACUUGCUCAUAAGCCAUGCCAGCUGCCAGCACCCAGAUAUUGACAUUUGGAUCAAGAACGAGGCUUCAAAAUACGUUCACAACUUACACAGUCCGCAGAGUGUGAAUAUUCUAUGCUCUGUGCCAAGUCUAGACGAAAAUGGGUCCACGGCACGAUAUUCAACGACUAUCAGCCCAGCCACUGGUUCUCAUGGAUCACGAAGCCAGGACCUGAUCAGCAACGACUUUUUGGACGAAAAGGAUGGUUUCGAGGACGAUGUGGAAGACUGA
This is a messenger RNA of Pochonia chlamydosporia 170, 960 nucleotides long. Its product is annotated as transcription factor ATF2. NCBI's taxonomy places the organism in Eukaryota, Fungi, Ascomycota, Sordariomycetes, Hypocreales, Clavicipitaceae. Gene Ontology annotation, molecular function: RNA polymerase II cis-regulatory region sequence-specific DNA binding; DNA-binding transcription factor activity, RNA polymerase II-specific. The transcript has 2 exons. The record is from RefSeq and is a predicted model, not a curated record. Gene Ontology annotation, biological process: regulation of transcription by RNA polymerase II. Bases 1 to 960 code for a protein of 319 amino acids.